CCUCACGGAGAAUAGUCAUGGUGGUCCUCUUUGCCCCAGUGAUGAUCGUCCUCCUGAUGUUGACACACAGCUGCCAGUCCACUGUACAAGUCCAGGAUGGUAAAUUUGCUUUCCCGCUGGAAUCAGUGAAAAAAAUGAAGGAGCUCCUGGAAAAAGACACCAAACCAGUUUCUGGCAGUGCCAGAAGUCAGACCCACGUCACCUUCUUACGGCUCUGUUUGAACCCAGAACUGCCGAAGGACUUGCGCCCCGUCUGUGACAGAGAAGAUGCUGCCGAUGUUUUCAGGAGGCUUGAGCUUGCUGUGGAGGACCCAGACUUGUGUGAACUCUGUGUUAAUGCUGCGUGCGCAGGCUGUUACUGAACGUGGAGGGAACCUUCACCACAAUCCAGAGGAAGGACUGAGAU
Molecule: messenger RNA, 406 nt
Organism: Heteronotia binoei (common prickly gecko)
Lineage: Eukaryota; Metazoa; Chordata; Lepidosauria; Squamata; Gekkonidae
Product: guanylin-like
Exons: 3
Coding region: 18-362 (114 amino acids)
Cellular component (GO): extracellular region
Molecular function (GO): guanylate cyclase activator activity
Source: RefSeq, a predicted model, not a curated record